This is a messenger RNA of Eruca vesicaria subsp. sativa (arugula), 213 nucleotides long. The record is from the annotation of a GenBank genome assembly. Lineage: Eukaryota; Viridiplantae; Streptophyta; Magnoliopsida; Brassicales; Brassicaceae.
AUGCAUUUACAACACUUCAACUGCAUUUUCCCUUUUGUUGAGCAAGCUGUGAAAACAGAGAGAGAAAUCAAAUUCAGACGCUCUGGUGAAGAAGACGCCGAGGAAUACUGGGAUCUUCAAGUCUACGACUGUCUCUCCAGCUCUCGCUCAGUUUCUUUGGUACCGGUGAAACCACACGCACUGACACCGUCAAAGAGAUUUGGACCUAUGUAA